AGACCCGCCAAAGAAAGAACCCAUCAACAAUUCAGCAAGCUCGAGAACAGAGUACCAGCAGAAACCACGACAACCCCAAUUCGCAACGCACACAAGAUCAAGAUGGCGAGCAAGCAAUGGACGCGGGUGCGCACGCUCGGCCGCGGCGCCUCGGGGGCCGAGGUGUUCCUCGCCGCGGACGACGCCUCCGGGGAGCUCUUCGCGGUCAAGUCCGCCACGGCGGCGUGCGCCUCGGCUCUUAAGAGGGAGGAGGGCCUCCUGUGCUGCCUGCGCUCCCCGCGCGUCGUCUCCUGCAUCGGCGGCCGCGCCGCCCGCGACGGCUCCUACCAGCUCUUCCUCGAGUUCGCCCCGGGAGGCUCGCUGGCGGACCGGUCGGCGAUCGACGGGGGGCUCGACGAGCGCGCCGUCCGCGGGUACGCCGCAGACGUGGCGGCCGGGCUCGCGUACCUUCACGGCGCCGGGAUGGUGCACGGGGACGUCAAGGCCAGGAACGUCGUGAUCGGCGCCGACGGCCGCGCCAAGCUCGCGGACUUCGGCUGCGCGAGGAAAGUGGGCGCUGGCGUGCCGAUCAUCGGCGGCACGCCCGCGUUCAUGGCGCCGGAGGUGGCGCGCGGCGAGGAGCAGGGCCCCGCGGCCGACGUCUGGGCGCUCGGCUGCACGGUCGUCGAGAUGGCCACCGGCCGCGCCCCGUGGAACGGCAUGGACGGCGACGCGCUCGCCGCGCUGCACCGGAUCGGGUACACGGAGGCCGUCCCAGAGGUGCCCCAAUGGCUGUCCGCCGAGGCCAAGGACUUUCUGCGCGGGUGCUUGGUCAGGCAUGCCAGCGACCGGUGCACCGCGGCGCAGCUCCUGGAGCACCCGUUCUUGGCCUCCGCCGUGGUCGACGCGAAGCCGCAAGCCAUGGAGAGCAAAUGGGUGUCGCCCAAGAGCACGCUAGACGCGGCAUUAUGGGAGUCGGAGUCCGACACCGAGGAGCCGGAGCAGGACAGCACCGAGAGGAGGAUCAGAGCAUUGGCCAGCCCUGCCUCGGCGCUCCCGGACUGGGACUCGGACGAGGGCUGGAUCGACGUGCUCUCCGCGCCAACCGAAGCAGCGGACGCAGUUGCCGUGCCGACCAAGGAGACGACUGGCAUAACCGUGGACGACGGGAUCACAAGUGAAGAAAAAUCAGUAGAUGCAGAGUCCGGCUUUCCCGACAUUGCCGUUGACGUAGAACACAGCAGCUUCCUCAACGGAGGAGAUGCAUUUGAAGACGAUCCAGUAGGGCACCGUAGGCAUUAUCAGUCUUUGGAGAAUUUAGCUUCUCACCAACCGAUGUCAUGUAAAUUGUUACUAGUACAAACAGUACUGUUUUGCAACAUAAUCGAUUUCGUUCUUACACAGCCAGCAUCCCGCUUCGCGCUGCUCCUCUGUUUUUUUCUCAGCUCAUACUUCUGCUCCCCGUUGCGACGUGCAGUAACUAACAGCUCAUACUUCAACUCGAAGAACAAUUAG
Aegilops tauschii subsp. strangulata is the source of this 1494-nucleotide messenger RNA. Its product is annotated as mitogen-activated protein kinase kinase kinase 17. The record is from RefSeq and is a predicted model, not a curated record. Gene Ontology annotation, molecular function: ATP binding; protein kinase activity. Lineage: Eukaryota; Viridiplantae; Streptophyta; Magnoliopsida; Poales; Poaceae. Gene Ontology annotation, biological process: protein phosphorylation; signal transduction.